Molecule: messenger RNA, 927 nt
Organism: Chionomys nivalis (European snow vole)
Lineage: Eukaryota; Metazoa; Chordata; Mammalia; Rodentia; Cricetidae
Product: olfactory receptor 1019-like
Exons: 1
Coding region: 1-927 (308 amino acids)
Biological process (GO): G protein-coupled receptor signaling pathway
Cellular component (GO): membrane
Molecular function (GO): olfactory receptor activity; G protein-coupled receptor activity
Source: RefSeq, a predicted model, not a curated record
AUGUCCAAUCACACAAGAGUGACUCACUUCCUCCUCGUGGGCUUCUCAGAUACACCGCAGCUGAGAUUGGUGGUCAUCCCGUUUUUCUUGCUUGUCUACACAUUCAGCCUCCUGGGGAACAUCUCCAUCAUCACAGCUGUGAUGAGAGACAGGAGGCUCCACUCCCCCAUGUACUUCUUCCUGAAGAAUUUGUCUUUCCUGGACAUGUGCUACACUUCAGCCACCAUCCCCAAGGCAGUGGUUAUGUCCUUCACAGGCUCGGGGCUCAUCUCCUAUCUCGACUGUGUAGCACAGCUUUAUAUGUUUUUCACACUUGCCUGCACUGAAUGCUUCCUGCUCACGGCCAUGGCUUAUGACCGGUUCCUGGCCAUCCUCAGACCACUGCUCUAUGGAACCAUCAUGAGCCACAAAUGUCGUGUUGAGCUGGUGGUCACUGCCUGGGUGAGUGGGGCCAUCUACUCUGCCUUCCACACUUUCAACACCUUCUCCCUCCCCUACUGUGGACCCAAUGUUGUUGAACACUUCUUCUGUGACAUCCCUCCAGUCAUGAGGCUGUCCUGCACUGAUUACCACCGCAACGAGGAGGUGGGCUUUCCUGUGAGCAGCUGCAUCAUCAUGAGCGCCUUCGCCCUCACGGUCCUCUCCUAUGUGGGCAUCGUGUCCACAGUUGUCCGCAUCCCCUCAGUGGACGGCAGGUGGAAGGCCUUUUCCACCUGCUCCUCUCACCUGACCACAGUUGUCUUGUUUUAUGGAACUGGAAGCUUUGUGUACCUGAGGCCCGCCUCUUGGUACUCCCCGACCCAGGGUCGCCUGGCGUCUAUUUUCUACUCUGUCCUCACUCCGUCUUUGAAUCCAGUGGUCUAUUGUCUGAGGAACAAAGAUAUGAAGUUUGCUCUGCAGAAACUUUAUUGUGCAGGAAAGUACUGA